This is a messenger RNA of Parasteatoda tepidariorum (common house spider), 1797 nucleotides long. RefSeq names its product retinaldehyde-binding protein 1-like. The record is from RefSeq and is a predicted model, not a curated record. Gene Ontology annotation, cellular component: membrane. Gene Ontology annotation, molecular function: phosphatidylinositol bisphosphate binding. NCBI's taxonomy places the organism in Eukaryota, Metazoa, Arthropoda, Arachnida, Araneae, Theridiidae.
ACAAAGGCAAUUCUUGCUGGAAAAUGAGCUCAAAAUACGACGAAAUCAUGGCAACGAAGGCUUUUCUUCCAUAUCGAAUGGGAUAUCUUACAGAUUGGAUGAUUAAAAAAGCCAAAGCAGAAUUAAAUGAAACUGAUCAAAAUCGAGAUCCCGCUCUCGAGGAAUUCCGAAGUUUGAUAGCCAAAAAAACGGAAUUAGACUGCUGGACAGAUGAUGCUUAUUUAUUGCAAUAUCUAAGAUCAAGAAAAUUUAAUCUCGAAAAUGCCAUGGACCGUUUGCAAAAUUUUUUCACUGUAAAAAAGAAUUUUCCUGAUGUGUAUCCAGAAAACUUAGAUCUUCAUACAUUAAAAAAAGUUUUUGAUUCAGGUGUUUGUAGCUGUUUGCCAUACAGGGAUGACCAUGGUAGCUUCGUUUUUGUUUUCAAUAUAUCCAAAUGGGAUCCAGAUAUUUUAUCUUUUCAAGUUAUCGUUUCUGCAAUGACUGGGACAGUUUUGUGUUGCGUAGAAGAUCUAGCAACUCAGGUGUGUGGUGUCCAAAUUCUGGUAGAUAUGCAAGGUUUGUACAUGAAACAAAUACGUCAAAUCACGCCCAGAUAUAUUCAAUUAAUUUCUCAUGCUCUCAGAAAUACUCUACCACUAAUAUUUAAAGGCAUCCACAUAGUCAAUGAAUCAUUUCUUUUCGGUCCCAUCUACAGUGUCCUAAAGAUAUUUCUGUCUGAAAAGAUUAAAAAAAGGUUCCACUUCCACGGAAGCGAUACAAAGCACUUACAAAAAUACCUUCCAAAAGAUAUUUUGCCAGCCGAGUAUGAUGGUGAUAAUAUUCAUUACAGUACCCAAGAUUGGUGCCAAAGAGAAAUGGAGUUGUACUAUGAAAGAUACGCUCAAUUGCAUCAUAAGGGAUACUGCUAAUUGCACAACUGCUGUUGAUGCAAAUUAUUGGUGCAUAAGCCAAUUUUCAAAAACUAUUAUUUCACGUGUUGAUAUUGUGAUAUCAUAAUAAUUUAUAUCAUAGCCAUCGUCAAGCUUUAUAUUGAGCAAUAAAAGAAGAGCUAUUGAGUUAUAAAACUAUCACAGUAUCAUGUAAAUAUUACUCAGUAAAAAACAGUCUUACUUCAAUUAUUUUUAUUAUGAAAAGCGUGACAAAGAUCUGUGAAUUUAUUUCUAUUCAUAUCUUUGAUCAGUGUUAAUCUGUGAAAACUAAACACAACAAUAAGCAAAGACGAACUGUUAACUUUGGUACAAAGAUCAUUAAAUGUUUGUAUAACUUGCACAGCACAUAUUAUUGAAUAUCUGUAUUAUCUGAAACAUAUUUACUUCACUUUCUAAUUUUAUGAAACCCGUAGGCAUAGAGUGAGGGCGGCUCUCUUUUUGUUCUCAGAAAACUGUUUAUUUAAUUUAUAUACAUAUUUGCAUAUUUAUUUUUUAUAUGUAUGUACCUACAUAAAUGUGUAUAUAAAAUAUAAAAUAGACGAAUAGUUCUCUAAAAGCAAACAUUUUGUCCCCCUCACGCUACGAAUGAACCGAAUCAAAGUGAUUCUGUUCGCCUAUAAGCUUACAAAGACAUAGCGUUUCAAUUGAAAUGCAUAAAAUUAAAUGUAAUACAUCUUUUAUUGAGGAUGUAACAUUUUUAUAAUCGUUACAUUUGAAUUUAUUUGUGUUAAUGGUUGAAAAACUUGUUAACAACAAUGCUAUUUUCUCGUAUGUCAUAUCUUCUAUUUAUUCAAUAAAUUAACUAAUAUAUUUAGUAUACCCAUUGCUUAGUUUUCUAUUACAUAAGAAAUUUGCUUUCAGUAAAAUA